GUUCUGGUCCAGGUCUGGUUCUGGUCCAGGUUUGUGAGUGGUCAGUCUGCUCAUCAGAACUCUUCCUCCUCCUCCUCUUCCUCAGACUGACCGGUGACGUCACACUGAUGAUCCAUAAACGGAUCAGCUGAUUCGUCCUCUCGUCAGAUUUCCCGCCGUGCCCGCUGCAGGGCAGUUGUCAUGGUAACAGAGCUCCGGCCGCGCGCCUCAGUGACUCACGGUGGAAAAACGACAGCGACGAGCGAACCGGUACCGACACCGGAACCGAACCAGCUGCUCGCGACAUGGACGAACUGCUGAUGAGGCUGAUAAUCCGCAGUGACGUCACAGCGACUGCAACAACACGCCGACAUCAAAAGGUGACCGACUGUUGCCGUGCCUGAGGCAACAACAUCGGUCCGGUUCGGCUCGGUUCGGCUCUGAAAGACCGACCGUGCAACAGCUGCAGGACGACAACAAGCUGCAGGAAACAUGUUGCUGCAACCAGAGACAUCACAGCAGCCAGUGAGGAGACAGGUCUACCUUCAGUAGCUCCGCCCCCAUCAGCAGGUGAAAACCUCCACGUAGCUCCACCCACUGCUGAUUUUUAUUCUGCUUUAACGGCCAAUAGAAUGAACCAGCCACAGGAGGCGGAGCUAGGCCAGGAGGGCAAGGUGCAGACCUGGGCCCACUCCAUGGUUUACACUGUGGAGGAACUGGAGUGUAAAAUCUGCUACAACCGGUACAACACUCGCAGCAGGAAACCCAAACUGCUGGGUUGUCUGCACCGAGUCUGUGCCAAGUGUCUGAAGAAGAUGGUCGACAUGGGAGACUCCUCCCCUUCUGUCAUCACCUGCCCAUUCUGUCGCCACGAGACCUACGUACCUGAGGAGGAGGUAUGGUUAAUGGAGGACGACCGGCACAUCCUGUCAGUUCUUUCCUGUCAGAACAGAAUCCAGCAGGAAGGGGGUCCAGCAGGUCCAGGAGGGUCUGAGGUGGUCCUGACUCCCAGCAGUCUGAAAGGAGGAGGAGGAGGAGUGGACGGGACCCACCGCUCCUCUGACUGUCUGGUCAUCACCAUCAUGGAGCUUCCUGACCGCUCUCCGUCCUCUGACUCUCUGAACGUGCUGAACGUGGUGGGUCUUUACCGACCCCCCAGCCUGGACUCGCUGCCCUGCAGCCUCCCGUCUCAGAAGUGCCGUGCCUGGACGUCCCACAGCUUCCCCCGCUGUCUUCUGGGGGUCCUGUGUCUGGUGUACUUCAGCUCGCUGCCUCUGGGGAUCUACCUGCUGAUGAUUGGUCAGCUGUGGAUGGGCGUGGUCCUGGUCAGUCUGGUGCCGUGCACGCUGCUACUGCUCGUCCUCUACGGCUUCUGUCAGUGCAUGUGCCACGAGGUCAGGGAGGUUCUGGCUGCACGCAGGCUGCCGUGACCACAGCAGGACGGCCCGGUGCCAGGACAGGGACAAUAAGAUAACCUGUUGCUGUGGAAACAACACCAGACCACCAUCAUCAACACAACUGGAAAACCUGAACUCACUACUGAACGGUUAAGUUGUGACAUCACACAGGCCCCUCCCCUUCUGAGCACCAGCAUGCCCCGUUUGUUAAAACAGCCAAUCAGAGAGCUGCACCAUGGCCCCUCCUUUUUCCUGUUGGCCAGUAGUGAUGUGACGUUCGUGAACGAUCCGAAUCUUUUGAACAGCUCUUUACAACAAACGAUAGGAGCUGAUCGCGGCCAUUUGUAGUUUUAUUUCUUUUAUUCUUCAUAUCUUUAUUUUUUCAUACUUAAAUCGCUCCCACUUUGCUU
This is a messenger RNA of Austrofundulus limnaeus, 1786 nucleotides long. Its product is annotated as E3 ubiquitin-protein ligase RNF182. The coding region runs from base 612 to 1409 and encodes 265 amino acids. NCBI's taxonomy places the organism in Eukaryota, Metazoa, Chordata, Actinopteri, Cyprinodontiformes, Rivulidae. The record is from RefSeq and is a predicted model, not a curated record. The transcript is spliced from 7 exons.